CUCUCUUCCUCACCACCCAGCAAGGUCGUAGCCUAGCUAGCUAGCAGCGUAGAGCACAGACCAACAAGAUACAACGAUGAUGUCCAUUGCUGCUCGAUCGGGGUCAUUUUCCCCAUACUUGCAGGCAACGAAUUAUGCUGUUGCUGGGCUUCUCAAACCCUUAAUAACCGGAGUCGUUGUUAAAGGAGAGACAGUGCUGGUAGAUGUGAAGAAACCAUUCCUAUGCCGCGAAUCUUUAAACGGACAGAGCCCGAAAACUGGGCCCGCAGUCUCUGUUAGCAUCAAUGCCCCAGCUGGAAUCCGGUAUGCCCACACAGACAUCAAAAUACCAGACUUCUCCGACUACAGACGGCCUGAUGUUCAGGACCCCAAGACGUCUUCCCAGGAAAGCAGUGAGGCCAGGAGAGCCUUCUCCUACAUGGUAACCGGGGCCUUCUCCAUAGUUGGGGUCUACGCAGCCAAGACGGUAGUCACCCAAUUUAUCUCCUCCAUGAGUGCUUCAGCUGACGUCCUGGCUCUGUCCAAGAUCGAGGUCAAGCUGGGAGACAUUCCAGAGGGCAAGAACGUGACCUUCAAGUGGAGAGGCAAGCCUCUGUUCGUCCGUCAUCGAACAGAGAAGGAGAUUGCUGCGGAAGCCGCGGUCGACAUGAGUGAGCUGCGUGACCCCCAACACGAUACGGAACGUGUGACAAAACCCGAAUGGGUCAUUGUCAUCGGUGUGUGUACCCACCUGGGGUGCGUCCCCAUUGCCAACUCAGGGGACUACGGGGGGUACUACUGCCCCUGCCAUGGCUCCCAUUAUGACGCCUCUGGCCGUAUCAGGAAAGGCCCCGCACCCCUCAACCUCGAGGUUCCGUAUUAUGAGUUCCUUGAUGAAGAAACGGUGAUGGUAGGAUAGAUGUGAUGGACUAGGUACUUAUUUUUAAAAUACACAGGGCUGGUUUCCUCAGACUUGGAGCUCUGUGAUCAUUUGUGGAAUUGUGUCCAUCUUUGUCAUUUAAUUUGAAAUGGUCUUAGAGCUGCAAUGUUUUAUGGAGGCUCAAUCCUGCUUUAUAUGACCAGAUGUGUGAGAACUUCACUGCAAAGUGGGUGAAAGUAAUUGUAAGUUAUACAUAAAUAAUCCUUGUACAGUGUAAUAAGUAAUUCUACCAUCAGCUAAAUCUAUAUCUUCUGCACUGUACCAAAAUAAAAUUGGUUGUACAUUCUGAA
Molecule: messenger RNA, 1209 nt
Organism: Osmerus eperlanus (European smelt)
Lineage: Eukaryota; Metazoa; Chordata; Actinopteri; Osmeriformes; Osmeridae
Gene: uqcrfs1
Product: cytochrome b-c1 complex subunit Rieske, mitochondrial
Exons: 2
Coding region: 77-898 (273 amino acids)
Biological process (GO): mitochondrial electron transport, ubiquinol to cytochrome c
Cellular component (GO): membrane
Molecular function (GO): quinol-cytochrome-c reductase activity; 2 iron, 2 sulfur cluster binding
Source: RefSeq, a predicted model, not a curated record